AUGUCAUCGAAGGACCAUCUACGAAAAGGAGCGGACGUUUCCCCUUAUGAGGCCCUCAUGGCGGGCUCUUUGUCAGGAGCCAUAGCAAGAGCAGUGACCGCCCCAUUGGAUACGCUUAAGAUAAGGCUCCAGCUCCAGGAACGAACGUUUGCCAGUCGUCCCAAGGUCCACACGGUCCUCAAGAACCUCAUUCGAAAUGAAGGUGUGGUCGCCCUCUGGAAAGGGAAUGUUCCUGCCGAAAUCAUGUACAUACUCUACGGAGGCAUCCAGUUCACCAGUUACUCGGUGCUCAGCAGGGCGUUGAGCCAGGUAGAGAACCAGUACAGCUACAACUUGAGUGCCUCUAGCCACUCGUUGGUGGUUGGGAUCGGAACGGGGAUCAUGAGCACCCUUGGAACUUAUCCAUUUGAUCUAUUGAGAACGAGAUUGGUAGCUAACUCCAACAAGGAACUUCUUUCGAUGACUACCACCAUUGCGGGAAUCUACAGAAAGGACGGGUUAGUGGGUUUCUUCGCAGGCAUACGACCAGCCAUGCUCUCGGUAGCUGCCACCUCGGGGUUGAUGUUCUGGGCAUACGAAUUGGCCAGAGAUUUCUCCAAGGAAUUCAACAAUAUUCCAUUCAUCGAAGGUAUCUGCGGGUUUGCCGCAGGUGCCACCUCCAAGGGGUUGACGUUUCCUCUCGACACAAUACGAAAGAGGACCCAAAUGUAUUCCAUCACCAAAAAAACUGCCCCUAUUUCUGCAUUCAAACUAACAGGCCAAAUCAUUGUCAAUGAAGGUUUGUACGGGUUGUACAAAGGUUUUGGGGUCAGCAUAUUGAAGACAGCCCCCACCAGUGCGGUAUCUUUGUUUACCUAUGAGUAUGCCUUGCGCUACAUCAAGUCUGAGUCCCAGGAACAACUAAACUAG
Messenger RNA from Suhomyces tanzawaensis NRRL Y-17324, 909 nucleotides. Its product is annotated as thiamine transporter. The coding region runs from base 1 to 909 and encodes 302 amino acids. The record is from RefSeq and is a predicted model, not a curated record. Gene Ontology annotation, cellular component: mitochondrial inner membrane. Gene Ontology annotation, molecular function: thiamine transmembrane transporter activity. Gene Ontology annotation, biological process: thiamine pyrophosphate transmembrane transport. Lineage: Eukaryota; Fungi; Ascomycota; Pichiomycetes; Serinales; Debaryomycetaceae. The transcript is spliced from 2 exons.